Molecule: messenger RNA, 9447 nt
Organism: Prinia subflava (tawny-flanked prinia)
Lineage: Eukaryota; Metazoa; Chordata; Aves; Passeriformes; Cisticolidae
Gene: PPIP5K1
Product: diphosphoinositol pentakisphosphate kinase 1
Exons: 31
Coding region: 4020-8195 (1391 amino acids)
Biological process (GO): inositol metabolic process; inositol phosphate biosynthetic process
Cellular component (GO): cytosol
Molecular function (GO): 5-diphosphoinositol pentakisphosphate 1-kinase activity; inositol hexakisphosphate kinase activity; diphosphoinositol pentakisphosphate kinase activity
Source: RefSeq, a predicted model, not a curated record
GUCUCACGAGUCUGAUCAAAUAUUUCGUUAUCAACAAUGUAAGACACGGACGGGUGUCGCCGCUGUGCGCGGCACAGCGCUGCUCGGUGCGGAGAGUAAACCGAGACUGUCUCAGUGCUCCCCUCUGCUCCGCGCUCCGGGUUUGCGACUGUGGGUUCGGCCUCACUGAAAGCGCUGCUUGGGUAGACUGAACUUGACUUCAGCUUCCUGGCUGUGAACAUACUGAAUGCCUGUGUUACCAGAACAGAGGGGUUUCUCUGAUACACCAUGUGCAAAUAGUUUUAAUUAUUAACCCUGGAAUAGGUGAUGUUUCUGUUCUGAAGCAAGUGCAGAGCGCAGUUUUCACCAUUUUGAAGUAUGGAAUUAGCCUUAAUGCAAACAGCCGUUGUAACAGUAGAAGUAGCUCUCUCUGUGUCGCUGGUCACUGGUCAUGCAAAGGUGUGUUACUGGUCUUGCACACAAAGGUACUUCACUGCUCAGGACCUAAGCUUUCAGGGUUGAGUUUUUUGGACUGUUUGGUUGGUUGUAGGGCCAUCAGUAGUUUCAGGUAGUUCUACAAGACAUUGCCAGCAUUAGUGUUUUAAAAUGCCAGCUGUGUGUAUUCUUAGAAGUCAUGAUCCUGCACUUACUUGACCUGGCUUGGCUAGGCUGUGGGUCUCUAAGCUGGAUCAUGCUUGCAGGCGUUGUGUGUGCUGGACUAACCUGAAUUCCUGCUAUCAGCAAAAUGCUGAGCCGUGUUCCUGUCCCCUCAGCCCGCCACUGCAGAGAAUGCACCUGCAUCUGCACCUUUUGUUUAAAAACUGAAAUGAAACAAAACCCUGACAUGCAAACCCACUCUUUCAUUGGUUAAUGCCACACUGAGUACAACCUUAAUACAAGACCUAAUCAGACCCUCCCUCUUAAAUGUCUGGUACCCCAGAAGCAGGGCACAAGAAUCUCUUUACUUUGUGAGCACUCUUAUCUGAACAGCACUGGAAUGAUCUGUUGGAUAACCGGAAAACAAUUUACUAUCUUGUUUCUUAUCACUAAUACAGGGCAGUCUAGGGAGCAGAAUCAGUCCCAGGCCAUCAGAGGCAAGGUCUGUGGCUCCAUUUAGGGUUGUGUGUCAGCAGAUUCAGAUUGCUGAUUGGGUAAUUACAGUAACCUUUGGUAUGACUGUGCCGCAGAUCACAGCUGCCCUUCUUGGAAAUGCAGCAGGAAAGUCUUUAGCUGCAGUGGCUGGCAUGUACUUCCUCCUGCAUCUGUGACAGGACUACCAAGCCUGUAUAUUCUGACUCAAAGCCAGAAUCAUCCUUACCUUUUGCGUGCAUGUGCCAGAGCCGCAGUAAUGCUCUUGUCUCCCUUGGAUGACACGGUCAGCAGCAUUAACUCAACACUGAGUUUUCUUGCUAUGUUUAGUGGGAGAUGAGGCCCAUAGCACUCUCAGCAGCUGGGAACUGGGCAAAACGUACGGCUUGCAUGAGCAGUUAGCUCAGCAGUCAGUGAGGACAGAACCAUUGGCAUGCUGUGGUUGGUGUGAAAAGUGUGUGCUGUGCAGGAACCCGUAGGAGUUCCAUAAUGGCAAUUGCCACCCUCCUGGGGUAUGAGCCCCAUGCCAGUUCAACACUAGAGCUGGCUCAGGUGUGGUGGGUAAAUUUCCUGUCGCUGUCCUUAGAUACCAGAAUAGAGCUCCACUUGCCUGUGUCCAUUUUAGAGCAACAGUCUGAGUUUUUGGUGCCUUAGUUACGCCUGUAGCUAAAAGUUCUGUUUCAUCAAAAAUCUAUAGUUGCUCGGCAUAAAUCUAUGGUAAGACAUCUGCUUUUCAGAAAAACUAGAAAAAGGUUCCAGUUAACCCUUUCCUCACACUUGAAAUCAUGAGGCUUUCCUUAUUAACAUCAUGGGCAUGCCUGUACUAUUAGUGACUGUCAGCUUGAGUGAGGCUGUGAGUUUUUACCUGAUGUGAGUCUGGUGUAUCAUGGCUUUGAAACAGAGCUAUAGAGCAAGGAAGAGGCUUUUUCUCUGGAAUAGGAGGAGAAAUAUGGAGAAGUUGUUGCUUUCUGAGUCCUAGGGCAAAGGUUUUCCUCCGAUUUGAUCUGUUUGUUUUUUUUUCCAGGAGGGAGGGGAGAGUAGGGGAUUGGAGAAAAUAACCCUCCUCCUCCUUUUGCAUGGUUUGCUUCACUUCAUUAAAUCACCAGCCAUCAAGCUGAUAGUGUACCUGCUGAGGGCUCAUUCUGCACUGAUGUGCUGAGGCAGCAGGACACAGGCAUGAAAAUAGUUCCUGAGUAUGCUGGGAGUCCUACUCUUGUCCUCCUCUGGAGAUAGCAGGGCUAUGUGGAGUGCACAGUAAAUACCUCUAUAGCCUGGUCUGCCAGUACUGUUCCUCCCACUAGCAGCGAACACUGAUGGUGAGUAUCAGCUCUGACUUUGGCUGAUUAAGACCUUUCAGUGCCAGAUGUGUGCUGUGCUUUGAGGAUUUUGUGGGAGCAGCAGCGCUGGGCUCAGUGCACGGGACUAAGAUGGAGGAGGUCAUCCUUGGUGUGGUAUGUACAAAGUCCAGGUUUGCCGUGUCCCCGCUGUGGUUUCUGUUGGGUCGAUGUCCACUCCCACAGUGGAUCCAGCAGGAUGGCUAAUGGGCUUAUGGGCAGCCAGUGCCUGGUAGUGUGGCUGCAGGUCCUUGUCUGAUGUACUUCUGCUCCAGUGCUUUCUCUGAACACUUACCUGUUAGAUUUCCUGCCCCUUCUGGCACCAUGCUGCCUUUCUGCCUGGAGGCCUGCAUUAUUCUACCCUUAUUUCCAAGUGGAUUCCACAAGCAACUGGAUUGCUCUGUCUUUUGCAUUUCCCACCCUGCUCAGAUGAAUUAAGGCAAUCUUCUGUUGUGUUCCCAGUGAGGGGAUUCUUUCCUGCCCUGAUGCCAUGCUGGCAGCAGGCUGAUGGCUUUGGGAUGUGCCUUCUAUUGCUGCUGGAGGACUAGGAACUGACAGCUCUAUGUGGCAAUGCAGUCUUCUGCUAUGUCCUGGCUGUAAGGGAAAGCAUCACUGAAGAGGAGGAAACUCAGUAACUCCUAAUCUAGGGAAUGCUGGAAAUCAUGUGAGAACAUGAGAUGAAACAGCAGAGAGUGUCUCAUGUCCAGUUUUAAGAAGUACUUAAUAACAUGAAGUAUUCACAAUUUCCUCUCCUCAACAUUGCCCUAAUGCAGGAGGAAUGCUUUUAGCUACUUUAUAAUUAGGAAAAGCACAGUGAAAGACACCUGCUUGACACUGUGGGUGGAGCUUAGGUCAACGGUGAACAGCUGUGUCCUUGGCAUGUACAGGUCAGCUGAAUGGUGUGUUCAGACUCUGUCCCGUCUGGGGCUGGCAGUGCUCUUGUAGGUGACCGUGGAGAACAUGCUCCUUUCCUGGCAUUUCUAACUCGUAGCAUAUAUUCAGCAGAUGGUCGGUGGAGGUGAUUGUUCCACUGUACUCUGCACUGGUCAUAGCACUAAGCCUGUCUAAGUUCAGGAAGCCUGUGGACAAUGUCCUCAGGCACAUGGUGGGGUUCCUGGGCUGUCUGUACAGGACCAGGAGCUGGACUCAAUCUUGAUGGAUCCCGUCCAGCUUGGUGUAUUCUGUGAUUCUAUGCCAGCUUGCAAACCCAGACACCCUGACCUGCAACCCAAACUGUUGCUGAUGUUCCCUCUGUGUCCUUUUUCCCUGCCAUAGAGUUUUCACUUGUUUUUUCUCCUCCCAGAAAAACCUGCACCUCUCAAACUGUUCUCUCUGUUACUGUAGGUCUUCUUGAGCUGAAAGGAUGAAAAUUGUCGAUUGGAAAAUCACUGUCACUGACCUGAGCUUUAUCCUGACUUCUGGAGUCCCAGUUGAUGUCGUUGGGCAUAUGAGUCUGCAAGAGUGUCCCCUGUCCAUGAUUUAGGCAGCAGCUGGACAUGCAUCACUAGCGGGAUGGUCGGCCACCAAAGCUGCAAUGUCGUCCCUGACGACCUCCAGUGAAGGAGAGAACUCUACUCCCAGCCACCAGAACGGCAGAUCGUGGUGGGAAUCUGUGCCAUGACCAAAAAGUCCAAGUCGAAGCCCAUGACACAGAUUCUGGAACGUCUGUGCAAGUUCGAGUACAUCACAGUGGUGAUCAUGGGGGAAGAUGUUAUUCUGAAUGAACCAGUGGAGAACUGGCCCUCUUGUGACUGCCUGAUAUCCUUCCACUCGAAAGGAUUCCCCCUGGAUAAGGCAGUUGCCUAUGCCAAGCUGUGCAAGCCAUUUCUCAUCAACGACCUUGAUAUGCAGUAUUACAUCCAGGACAGGCGUGAAGUGUAUCGAAUCCUUCAAGAAGAGGGAAUAGACCUGCCCCGUUAUGCUGUGCUCAAUCGAGAUCCUGACAGACCAGAAGAGUGCAACUUGGUGGAAGGAGAGGACCAUGUGGAGGUAAACGGAGCCGUUUUCCCAAAGCCAUUUGUAGAGAAGCCCGUCAGUGCUGAAGACCACAAUGUGUAUAUUUACUACCCGACGUCAGCAGGUGGGGGCAGCCAGCGGCUCUUCCGUAAGAUUGGCAGUCGGAGCAGUGUGUACUCCCCAGAGAGCAGUGUGAGGAAGACAGGCUCCUACAUUUAUGAAGAGUUCAUGCCUACGGAUGGCACUGAUGUAAAGGUGUACACUGUUGGGCCGGACUAUGCCCAUGCAGAGGCUCGCAAGUCCCCUGCUUUGGAUGGGAAAGUGGAACGGGACAGUGAAGGGAAGGAAAUUCGUUACCCAGUCAUGCUGACUGCCAUGGAGAAACUCGUUGCCCGUAAAGUCUGUGUAGCCUUUAAGCAAACCGUGUGCGGGUUUGACCUCCUGCGGGCCAACGGCCACUCCUUUGUUUGCGAUGUGAACGGCUUCAGCUUUGUGAAGAACUCCAUGAAGUAUUAUGAUGACUGUGCCAAAAUCCUUGGAAAUAUAAUCAUGAGGGAGUUGGCUCCCCAGUUUCAUAUCCCCUGGUCCAUCCCAACGGAGGCAGAAGACAUCCCCAUUGUCCCCACAACUUCAGGCACCAUGAUGGAGCUUCGCUGUGUUAUUGCAGUCAUCCGUCACGGAGAUCGCACCCCAAAGCAGAAGAUGAAGAUGGAAGUGAAACAUGCUCGGUUCUUUGAAUUAUUUGAGAAAUAUGAUGGUUACAAGACAGGGAAGUUGAAGCUGAAGAAACCAGAGCAGCUACAGGAAGUGCUGGACAUUGCACGGCAGCUUGUGGUGGAGCUAGGAACUCACAGUGAUUGUGAAAUCGAGGAGAGGAAAUCCAAACUGGAACAGCUGAAGAGUGUCUUGGAGAUGUAUGGACAUUUUUCUGGCAUUAACCGUAAGGUUCAGUUGACUUAUCUGCCUCAUGGACAUCCAAAAGCUGCGAGUGAAGAUGAAGGAGCUCGCCGAGAGUCCUCCCCCUCCCUUCUCCUGGUGCUUAAGUGGGGUGGAGAGCUGACCCCAGCAGGAAGGGUCCAGGCUGAGGAGCUGGGGCGGGCCUUUCGCUGCAUGUAUCCCGGGGGCCAAGGCGAUUAUGCUGGUUUCCCUGGAUGUGGCUUGCUCAGGCUGCACAGCACUUACCGCCAUGAUCUCAAGAUCUACGCUUCAGACGAGGGGAGAGUUCAGAUGACAGCAGCAGCUUUUGCGAAGGGUCUGCUGGCCCUGGAAGGAGAGCUGACCCCCAUCCUGGUGCAGAUGGUGAAAAGUGCAAACAUGAAUGGUCUGCUGGACAGUGACAGUGAUUCCCUUAGCAGCUGUCAACACAGAGUGAAGGCGCGACUACGUGAAAUCAUGCAGAAGGAUGCUGAGUUCUGUGAAGAGGAUUAUGAAAAGCUAGCACCUACAGGCAGUGCUUCUCUGCUCAACUCCAUGACCUUUAUCCAGAACCCAGUUGAGGUCUGUAACCAGGUGUUCACCCUGAUUGAGAAUCUCACCUCCCAGAUACGGAAACGUCUCGAAGACCCAAAAUCUGCAGACCUGCAGCUGUACCACAGUGAGACUUUGGAACUGAUGCUGCAACGCUGGAGUAAGCUGGAGCGAGAUUUUCGCAUGAAGAAUGGGCGCUAUGACAUCAGCAAGAUCCCUGAUAUAUAUGACUGCAUCAAGUAUGAUGUACAGCACAACUGUGCACUGAAACUGGAAGGCACAACUGAACUCUUCAAGCUCUCCAAAGCCCUGGCAGAUGUGAUCAUACCCCAGGAAUAUGGGAUUAAUAAGGAGGAGAAACUGGAGAUUGCUAUUGGCUUUUGUCUUCCUCUCAUUAAAAAGAUCCAGCUGGACCUACAGAGAACUCACGAAGAUGAGUCUGUCAACAAACUACAUCCAUUGUACUCAAGAGGAGUUCUGUCACCAGGUCGCCAUGUUCGAACACGGCUGUACUUCACCAGUGAGAGCCAUGUGCACUCCCUGCUCAGUAUCUUCCGCUAUGGGGGGUUACUGGAUGAAAACAAAGACCAGCAGUGGAAGAGAGCCAUGGACUAUUUGAGUGCUAUCUCAGAGCUGAACUACAUGACCCAGAUUGUUAUCAUGCUCUACGAGGACAACAACAAGGACCCCUCUUCAGAGGAGCGUUUCCAUGUGGAGCUGCAUUUCAGCCCUGGCGUCAAAGGCUGCGAGGAGGACAGAAACAUACCCACAGGGUUUGGCUUUCGGCCGGCCUCAGCAGAGAACGAGGACAAGAAGGCAGACCAAGGCAGCCUAGAGGACCUCUCGAACGAGAAGGGCAGCGAUGAGCCAGACCGCGCUCGGCAGAAGUCCCCACAGCCCUCGGAGCCGGUCAGCGUCCAGCGGAGGUCACCACUGGUCAGGAACCGGAAGACGGGAUCCAUGGAGGUGCUGUCUGAAUCUUCUUCUAAAUCAGGAGGUUAUCGCCUCUUCAGCACUUAUUCCAGGCAGUCUUCUGAGAUGAAGCAAAGUGGAUUAGGGUCACAGUGCACCGGGCUGUUUAGCACCACUGUGCUGGGAGGCUCCUCCAGUGCCCCCAACCUCCAGGACUACGCACGCAGCCAUGGCAAAAAGUUUGCCAGCAGCCUGACAUACAAAGACGAGCUCUUGUCUAUGCCAGCCGUAAAACGAUUUUCUGUGUCGUUUGCAAAGCAUCCGACUAAUGAUGUGUUGGAGCACCAGCACGUUGCCCAGUUGCUACGGCGUUUUUCCUCUGACUGUGCCGCGAGCCGGACCAUCUCCUUGGAUGCCACCCUAGCCCAUCACCUGCAGCAGUGCUCCUACCACCUGCGCCUCUUCAGGAGCUGGCUGAUCUCAGGGCAGGAUGACUUGGAGUGUCUUUACGGUUUUGAAGGCUGUUCCAUGGUUCCUACCAUUUAUCCCCUGGAGACCCUGCACAACUCCCUCUCUUUGCGGCAGGUCAACGAGUUCCUGACAGCUGUGUGCAGGAGUUGCAGCGAAUCACAUGUCCAGUCCACUGCAGCUUUGUUUGAUUCAAUGAUUGGUAGCCAGAUACCUGGAGACCCCUUUAUGUCCCAGCGAAUCCUGUCAUCAUCAUCCUUGCCAUUGCGCCAGCGUGCGGAUAAGCCUCCUUGGUACAGCAGUGGCCCCUCCAGUACUGUCUCCAGUGCAGGCCCAUCCUCCCCAACUUCUGUGGACAACUGUGCUCAUUUCAGCUUCACUGAGAAGCUUUCCAUCAGCCCCCCAAAAAGUGGGGAGCAACUGACUAGCCGGUCCCCUGAGCAGGAAGAGAGUCAAGCUCCAGGCAGAGGGCUUGACAUGCAGGGAGGCAUGUCUGGGCUGUCAGUAGCAGAGCCAAGUGCCCCAGAGACCUUGAUCUGGCCCCUUGAUAAGGGCCCAGAGCCAGGCAGGAUCCUGGAGCUGUGCAAGAAGGAGCUGGCAGGGGAGGAUGCUAACCCAGAAGAGAAGAGCAUGGGGGAGCUGGAUGAAGAAAAAUUAUCUGGGGAAAUGGUAGAGCCAAGUAACAUUGGAAACCCAAAGUGUGGUGAAGGAUUUGAACUGAGGCUGGUUGGGGAGACAGCAAAGCAAGGUGAGGGGUCUAUCAGGAGAAUGACUGGCCUGGAUCAGUCUGGGCUGUCCAAAGAGAUCCUAGUGCCCUGUGAAGAGGAGCUGCUGGGAGAGGUGUUGAAGCAUACAGGCAAGGAGCUGCUGGGGGACAGUGCUCUGUCAGACCAGCUCCUCUCUGGUCACCUGUGCCAAGUACAGCCACUGCCUCCUGAGAAGAACGUAGAGGAACUGCAGCUGGUGUGUCAGAAGGAUCAGCAAAAUUAGUGGCUUACUGGACAGCACACUGCAAGCACUUCUAGCUUGAAAGCAGCCCGACUUCCUGCAUGGCACCUCACACAGCUGGCAGUCUGUAGCAAAGAAGAAGCCACGGCCCAGGGCCACACUCUGUGGUGUGGAAGAGACUGCUUUCCUCCUCCACAAGCCAGCUCUUUGCCAUUCUGCAAGAAUGUUUGCCUCAUUAAAUGAACAACAAUGCAGUCUUGGUACUGGCAUGGCACCUCCAUGGAGCAGGGACAUAGUGCUGCACUGGUGUCCCAAGGGCUCAGUGGGACAGCAGCAUCAGAGGACUGGUACAGCCAAGGCUUUUAGGGCGGUAAGUCCAAAGGGGACAGAUCCUGCCUCGUGACUUUUUGGCCCUCAGCCUUCAGAGAAAGGCAUUCUGGGUCCAAAUGAAUCAGAUCCAUCACAACCACGAACCUCCUCUCUGUUCCUUCCUUCUUCGUCUCUCAAUUCCCACUGUUGGCCACCAAAAUCAGGUCCAGAGAGUCCAUGGCAGGAAAUCUAGCAGAAGCAGAAAGCAUUCUGAAUGAGUGUGAAAAUGAAGGGUAGUGAGUGCAUCAGUUUGACUGCCACUUGCAAGGAAACAUCCCUUUGGUGUGGCCUUGGAUGUUUCCCUGCUGGGCUGGGACAGGCAGGAGCCUGGGGAUCCUGAGAGAGGCGAGCAGGGAGACACACACAGGAUUUUUUUCUCGUCCCAAAUGAUCAGGCAGAGUACAGCUCUGAAGUCUUGGUGACAGGGAUUAAAAGAAACUGCUAUUUUGACAAUUCAGGACUAUUAGAAACCAAUAAGGAGAAAUCUUUAUUAUAUAUAAAAUGAAAAGUAUUUAAUGGCUAUUUAUGUAAAUGCCUUGUGAGCACAAGCCUGAGGGCAAGAUUGAUACGGGUGUCCCUGCCGCAUCCUGAGUGCCGGCCAGGGCUGUGCUUCCUACUCCUCCUGUAUUUAUGGACAAGUCUGCGUGUCUGUCUGUAGCUAGGAUCUGUGUUUUUGUGAAGCUGUGCCCAAAGAUCUCUAUGCUGUGUUGUGACAAUUUGUGUUCACAGUAAAUCUAUGCUGUGGGUCCAGUGUCUCUCUGUCUCUGAUGCUGACUUGGCAGCAGUGUGUAUGUGCCAAAGCUUGCAGGUGCCUGUAACAGUAAGCUCAUGCUCUGUUGUCCUGGAAGAGCAGUUGUAGCUGGAGUCAGACCUGGAAUAAAUGCACAGGCUCCAGGCCAGGAAAGUGCACAGGCUCCAGGCCUUU